Molecule: messenger RNA, 595 nt
Organism: Rhipicephalus sanguineus (brown dog tick)
Lineage: Eukaryota; Metazoa; Arthropoda; Arachnida; Ixodida; Ixodidae
Product: E3 ubiquitin-protein ligase RNF180
Exons: 3
Coding region: 113-541 (142 amino acids)
Biological process (GO): positive regulation of proteasomal ubiquitin-dependent protein catabolic process; protein polyubiquitination; norepinephrine metabolic process
Cellular component (GO): endoplasmic reticulum membrane
Molecular function (GO): ubiquitin protein ligase activity; ubiquitin conjugating enzyme binding
Source: RefSeq, a predicted model, not a curated record
CCAACACAAGUCGAUUUUCGUCCAGGUCAGCAACGCCAUGUGCGCCUUUCUGCUGCGUGAAUAUAUCGACUAAGUUUUAUGGAGUGACAGCCUCUGGUUAGUGGCCUUCAGGAUGAGCGACGAAGCGGGCUUUCGCUGCAAAAAGUGUCGUCGCACUUUGUUCAGCAGCAGCCACAUGGUUUCGUCCCACGGUAACCCAUGGUCUGGUCAUGUGGCCUUUUCGUGUCCAAUCAACAAGGUAGACACCGUGUGGUAUGUCCGAGACGAAAACCUUCCUGAUUGGCUCUUGGAGCAACUGGACAAGGGCGAAUGGGUCAAAGGAAAGCUGUACUGUCCAGAAUGCAAAGCUCGGCUGGGUUCCUUUGACUUUGUAACAGGUGCAAAGUGUGACUGUGACGAGUUUGUUCUGCCUCCCAUACACAUAUCCAAGAGUCGGAUAGACUGUGAUCAGACGCGCAAGAUAGCGUCCAUCCUGGAGCACAUUGUGCAACCGCCAGUUACGCAGUCAGUUACAAUCUCCAGCGAGAUGAGUGCAAGCUGAGUAGUGAGCCAAAACAUCGUGGGACUCUUUUUGCCAAUUCUCAGAUUUUGGUUU